Molecule: messenger RNA, 957 nt
Organism: Opisthorchis viverrini
Lineage: Eukaryota; Metazoa; Platyhelminthes; Trematoda; Opisthorchiida; Opisthorchiidae
Exons: 6
Coding region: 1-957 (318 amino acids)
Cellular component (GO): membrane
Source: RefSeq, a predicted model, not a curated record
AUGCGAAUACAUUACCGUUUUACGGAACAAUUCGCCGCACAGAUUCCACAUACCAACCUGGAGAACCAGGCGACUGUGUUCGUCAGACCUCUAACCAUUGACCAACCUGGUACAGGAGACCGAGUGUCACACAGACACCUCCCAGUCACGGAGGUACACAAACCGUCACAUAACGGUAACGCCCAGUCUCUUCCUGACGGAAUUCGGUGCAGAGUACGCAAGUUGAAAGCUACAUUGUUACUGUCUGCAACCAUUCAACAUGCGGAGCUCUCCGCUUGUGGAACGGUGCAGCCAACAAGAUCCGAGCAUCGGUUCUCGGGUGAUGGCUCAGUGGUAAGAGCGCGAAUUUACUGGCCGAAAGGUGUUCGAUUCGAAGCUGACCUCUGCCCCUCGAUUUCCCCUGUCUACGCUUGGGCAACCUGGCAGUAUCCCAGCACUCGUGCAUCCUUCUGUCGGCCGCUCGACGAGUUUGUCGGCAAACGGGCUCGUUUUAGUUUGCCGACAGAUGACAGCCUUCAUGGUAGACUUGUGGCCAAUCUUAUCUAUUAUCAAACAAAUUACUUUUGGAUAUUUUGCAUCAUAUUUGUUUCUCUCAGUUUGAUUAACCCUUCAGCCGUACUUAUCGGGAUAGUUUUCACAUGCUUUCCCCUUGCUCUCCUGUUGCUGUCGGAUAUUAUACCAGAACAUGCGGCCAACCCCAAGUUUGCCGUACCUAUAGGUUUGGUGGGAGCUGCCGCUCUAAUAUACUUUAUGCGUGACCUAUUAUCGUUCAUUGCUGUUGUGCUGCUACCUAGUCUGAUCGUUUUGUUGCACGCGUUGCUUAGACAGCGCAACAUCAAAACGAAGAUUACCAAAUUUGUGGAUUCCCAUGUGCCAGCUGAAAAGAAAACUCCGAUGGGUUAUUUUUUGGGACUGAUUGGAGUGAAUUCUGGUCUUUUUGAAGCAGAACUUUCUUGA